AUGCCACAACUCACUAAACUCUUCCCUGGGUUUCACAAUAAGCUUAAAAUACUCAAUAGACUAGAUAAAUACGUUAGUGGGGGUAUUGUUGUGGGAAGAGAGGCCGAAUUUGGUCGGAUGGUUCAACAGAGCUACCUCGAUGAGACUCAAAAGAAUAUGAUCACCAAACGAUAUCUUGGGAUUAUAGGAAUACCGGAUACCAUUGUAGACAUUGAAAAAUGGAUAAAAAGUCUUGAAAAUGAAUCCUUCAAACUCGAUAAGAAUUUCAGGGGCACUAUAACCAAAGAUUUAGAAAUCUUAAAUCGAGAUUACGACGAAUCUUCCCCUACCACAAGAUUCAUCAAGAAAGUAGAUGCUACCACAAACAUAAAGAUACUUCUUCAGUUAAAGAAAAGAGCUUCAUCAACACUUGCAUCUAAAUAUCCACAACUUUAUAAAGAUAAAACCUUAGUACCAAUGAUUUUAGAAACAGUCACUGGUCGUAAGAACCAACUACGUGAUCAUGUCCUACAAACAUUUGGUAUCUCAUUGCUAAAUGAUGAUAACUUUGCUCAAUUUAAGUUAUAUUCAGCUGGUCCAAAACAUCAUGGCGAGAAAAUUAAAACUCUGAUAAAUAGUACAAUCUUCAAAUCAAACCAAAUAGGCCUUCAUGCUGGUUAUGUUAAAGUUUCAACCAACAAAGGCUUAAUUAUGCCCUUAAGUGAAGCAGAUCAAGAACUUUGGAGUCCAUUCCUCGACAGAAAUGGAGAUUUUGGUUCACUAUUAACACGAGAUCUCAAAAACCGUAUCAAAUAA
This is a messenger RNA of Lizanozyma spartinae, 795 nucleotides long. RefSeq names its product pseudouridine synthase (gene PUS5). The record is from RefSeq and is a predicted model, not a curated record. Gene Ontology annotation, biological process: pseudouridine synthesis. NCBI's taxonomy places the organism in Eukaryota, Fungi, Ascomycota, Pichiomycetes, Serinales, Debaryomycetaceae. The coding region runs from base 1 to 795 and encodes 264 amino acids. Gene Ontology annotation, molecular function: pseudouridine synthase activity; RNA binding. The transcript has a single exon.